This is a messenger RNA of Puntigrus tetrazona (Sumatra barb), 2938 nucleotides long. RefSeq names its product stonustoxin subunit beta-like. The coding region runs from base 73 to 2454 and encodes 793 amino acids. NCBI's taxonomy places the organism in Eukaryota, Metazoa, Chordata, Actinopteri, Cypriniformes, Cyprinidae. The record is from RefSeq and is a predicted model, not a curated record. The transcript is spliced from 5 exons. Gene Ontology annotation, molecular function: protein binding.
AGACUUCAGUCGAAGACAUUACCAGACGACUUCAUUUCUUAACACACCAUAGAGUGCUCAGAAACUCCAGACAUGGCAUCACAAACCAUUGAACUGGCAGCCCUAGGAAGACCUCUGUAUCCUGGUAUGCUGUAUGACUGCCGCAAGGAUUCCUUCAUUCCAGGUGUUACUUUGUGGGAUAAGAAAUCACUGAGGGAAGAUUUGGACAGUCGUCCGCAGCUGAUGACAACUUUGAAUUUCAGUAGUUCUGACUCUUUACUUAGUAAGUCCGAUCUCCUAAAAAUAAGUGCUUCCCUGAAGGCCAGCUUUUUGGGGGGGCUGGUGGAGGUGGGAGGAUCUGCCAAGUUCCUUAAUGACACCAAAUCUUCCAAUCAGCAGUCCAGAGUAACAAUGCAUUACAGCGAAACCUCAAGAUUCGAUCAACUCACUAUGACUCAGCUGGGAAAGAUCACCUACGCUCAGGUAUUCGACCAGAAAACUGCAACUCACGUGAUCACGGCUGUGCUGUACGGAGCUCAUGCCUUCAUGGUGUUUGAACGUUCAUUUGCAGAAGAUGAAAACAAGCAGGACAUUGAGGGAGAACUGGAUGUCAUGGUGAAAAAGAUCCCUGGAUUUUCCAUUGAGGGAAAAGGAGCUUUAAAAAUGACAGAUGAGGAUAAUAAAAAGGCUGAGACUAUCACCUGCACAUUUCAUGGUGAUGUCCAUCUUGAGCAGAAUCCCACAACAUACUUAGAGGCCCUAGAGGUGUACAAGAACCUCCCCAAUCUGCUGAAGAAAAAUCCACAGAAUGCAGUGCCGAUAAAAGUCUGGCUCUAUCCUCUUUGUCUGCUGGAUACAAAAGCAGCUCGAUUGGAGAGACAAAUCAGCGAUCAUUUGAUUUCCAACACUCAAGAUAUGAUGGAGGGGCUGAAGGAGGUAGAGAGGACAUGCAAUGAUCUGUCCAGAAGAAAAGAGAUGAAUGUUUUCAGUGACGUCAAAAAAAGGCUGCGCUCAUUUCAGGACUCUUUAAGCAUCUACAAGAUAGUGCUUCAGAAAGCUCUGGCCAGGUUCUUGCCUGCCAUUCGUGAAGGAAGUGUGCAGGAACAAUCCCUAGGAGACAUUCUGAUGAUACACAGCAGCUCCCCUUUUAGUGCUGACUUACUUAACCAAUGGUUAUCUGAUGCAAAGUCUGAACUUAAUUUAUUGAAUAAUCCCAGCAAGACGCUGAAGGAGAUUAACACGGAAGAUUCAGACAGGCUCAACAGCAUCCUUCUUGAUCCUGAUAUUAAAGCUGUAGUGUGCUUGACCUUCACAUCUCUGAAAUAUAAAGACCCAUAUCUUUCAACCCUGGCAGAGUUUGUGAAAUCUGAGAAGUUUACAAAGCUAGAUGAAAAAAUAAACCAGCCUUCUGUGACAUCUGAUGUCAGAAAGUGGUUCCAAGAUCCUGAUGUCAUUGCAAAGAUGAGAGAGAACUUAUCAGUCUUCAAGAAAUUUUCAGAGGCCAGUAAAAUUAACAAGAGUAUUCGUUUCAUUAUUUCUGCCAUCUCCGAUCCCUCCAUUCCAGGCUCCUCCAUCUAUUUGUAUGAAAAUGGGAAGUUGACCGACACAAAGUUUCAGCCCGUGUCCAAGCCACCCACACCAAUAAUAAAGAAUGUCCUGGAGGAAACUGUGUCCCUGGAACUGAAGAAGUCCCCAACUGGAGAAACAGUAAAGUACAGAUUGGAGUACAAGCAGAUAAACGCAGGUUCUGGAGCUGAGGAGCAGUGGCUUUUCAUAGACACAGCUGAUCAAGACUUCACACUGACUGAAUUGGUACCUGGGAAGCAGUACUUGAUCCGCUACAGGAUAGUGGGUAAAGUGGGAGUGAGUGAAGCCAGUGAUACUGUCAGCCCUACACUCUCUUCAAUCACUGUUCCCAGGACCAGGAAAGACUUCCUACGAUAUUCUCAGCGGCUCUCUCUGGAUCUGAACACAAUAAAUAAACACCUCCUUCUGUCGGAGAACAACCGAGUGAUUACCUGCACUAACACACUCCAGUCGUAUCCCGGACAUCCAGACAGAUUUGAUGACUUCUAUCAGGUGUUUUGUAGAGAGAGUGUGACUGGACGAUGUUACUGGGAGAUUGAGUGGGGUGGAAAUGAAGGUGUGGAUGUAUCAGUGUCUUAUAAGACCAUCGGCAGGAAGGGAGGGCAUAAUGAAUGUGUGUUUGGAUAUAAUUAUCAGUCCUGGAGUUUGUUCUGCGGUCACUCCUGUUGCUUAUUCAGACACAAUAACAUAAAGACUGAUCUCCCUGUAAAAGGCAUCAGUAGGAAAAUAGGAGUGUAUGUGGAUCACGCAGCAGGAACUCUGUCUUUCUACAGCGUCUACAGCGACACAAUGACCCUCAUCCACUCAGUCCAGACCACAUUCACUCAGCCGCUCUAUCCCGGGUUUAUUGUUUAUUAUGUUGGAUCUUGGGUAAAACUCAGUGAAUGAAUUAGAAUAGACUGAGAUUCUAGAUAGAAGAGAUUCUACCCAUAAUGCUUUAAGUGGCACAACCUUUUAGUAACAGGGAAAUGUUAUAGUCUCUUCUUUUCUCUUCAUGAUGGGUCAGGAUUUCUCAUCUAGACAGUCAGAUCAGUGUGCAUGUGUGUGUGUGUGUGUGUGUGUGUGUGUGUGUGUGUUGUUUGUGAUGAUCUGUGUUUUGGGGCUUUUCUCGAACUCUGUACUGAUUAAAACCUUGUAAUGUUAUCUUAUUGUUCUUGUUUUUUUCUACUCUUUGGAAUAAAACACAAUGUAAGAUCACCUGAGAGCAUAUUGCAAUUGAUGAUGCAUGCGUGGGAUGUCUGAAUGCUGUAUGAAUUAUGGAAAAAAAGUCAUGAGACAGAAAUCCCCUUUAUUUUCUUAUCAAAUAUUUUAUUUUAUUUUAUUUCACCUUUAUUUUUAAUCAAAUAUUUAUUAUACCCACAUUAAAGACAUA